Molecule: messenger RNA, 2235 nt
Organism: Lodderomyces beijingensis
Lineage: Eukaryota; Fungi; Ascomycota; Pichiomycetes; Serinales; Debaryomycetaceae
Source: the annotation of a GenBank genome assembly
AUGUCUUUCCCCCAGAUUUUGGAACAUAUCGAAAAGAGCCAUGUCUUUGUUUCACUCGAUAAGCUCGACCAGGCGAAAAGCGAGGUGCUGAAAGCGUCCAAGUUGAUAAACGCCCUCCUAACUAAACAAAACGAAGCCGACCCCGCAAUUAUCAAACUCCUUUCGAAAUAUAUACUUGAUCAUUAUGAUGGACUCAAACGACAGCAGCAGCAACAAAGACAAGAGAACGCAGUCUCGACGUCGACAAAGCUUCUAUGGCUUUCGUCCAAGUUGGCGAACGAGUGCGUCUGCUACCCGGUGUUGACUUUCGGCCCUGGCCUCGAUUCGACGUGCUCGAUUUUCAUUGACACCAAAGCUAACUACGAGGACCCAGAUCUGUCAUUGAUGUUGUUGCCCACUGGGAUCGACGCGGUGUUUACACGGGUGAGCGUGCGCAAUUGGACCACCGAGGAGUCAUCCCUCUCAAACCUAUGCCAGGACCUACUAGAAAACUGCUCGUUUGUUUCCUCGUUCUUGUCCUUGAUCGACCAGCGUUUUGACAUUGUCGACAGCAUAUCUCCCAAGCAAGAGUCGCAGCAUUACUGCGUGGUUCUUCACUACAACGGAGCGCGAAGGAGAGUCAACAUUGACAACCAGUUGCCCAUUAUCCCCAACUCGCAGAGAAACCUCUUCAUGAAAGCGCAAACCGGCGACGAGUUGUACUGGCCGGCAUUGAUCGAAAAGGCGUAUCUAAAGAUUAUAGGCUCCGGAUACGCUGUCAGCGGCUCAAACAUGGCUAACGACACCCACAUCUUGAGCGGAUGGCUUCCUGAGAUCAUAAGAUUGAAACAAGGGGAAUUGCCCGGUUUGUUGGCCAAGUUCUGGCCUCUCAAACAAAAGAAGCAAGUCAUCUUGGGAAUCGGCACGGGCAAGUUGAGCAAGAGGCUCGGCUCGCAACUAAACCUAAUAAGCGAGCACGACUAUAUGAUUGACAACGUUGGCCAGGGUCACGACCAUGACCAGGGCCAAGGGUCAAUCACUUUGAAAAACCCUUGGCUCGACACCGAUUCCAAGAAUAGAUACAUCACCACCGAUGACUUGUCGCAAUUUCGUUAUCUCUAUGUCAACUGGCGGCAACCUGACGUUGAGCAGUUUACAGAGAAUUUCAUCUACUCCAAGAAGAACAUCAUGGCCGACUUGCCCCGGUUUACACUCGAAUGCACAAGCGAAUGCUGGCUCUUGUUGGAGAGGCACUUACCGCUGGAACGUGGACACUGGUCCAGUAUUGACGUCUUUGAGUCAAAGUACCGCGUGCUCUCCCCUAUCCAAGCUAUAAACUUCAUGUCGUGCGAGACCAACAACAGACUUCAGCUACUCAAAUUGAAACCCGGAGCAUACACAGUUGUCAUUUGGUCUAACCUUGUCGGCAAGUUUUCAUUGACUUCCUACGGGUUCCCAUUGCAAAAGCUGGUGCUGCAGUACAAGUUUGUUAGCCGCAUCAAGGGGGAAUGGACCACUGAGACUGGCGGUGGCAACUGGUCACAGUCUAGUUUCCUCGACAAUCCCAUGUAUGAUAUUACUGUACGUGACGCUUGCGAGCUCACGAUUUGCUUAUAUGGAGAAGGCCCCGUGAAUUUCCACUUUCUACACACUGACUCUCAUCAGCAGGGCAAGAGGUUGAGGAAAUUUAUCAUGGCAAAGUCAUUCACGGGCGAUAAUUACAAUGAAAACUACCAGUCGGCGUCUUUGUCGUUGAAUCCCGGAAAUUACAAGCUUAUCGUAUCAACGUUCCAGUGCCGUACUGGCGAAUACACGUUGUUGUUCAACUCCUCGACUUUAUUGCAAGUGGAAAAAAUAUCAAAUACAACUGCCUUGUAUUCGACAAAAACAACACUAUCGUGGAACAAUGAAAACCGAUUCAAGUUGUACUUCAAUGUUGAAACCCGCAACACGUCGGUGACUUUUAAAAUCCAGCAUUAUGCCAAUAGCAACACCAUCCAGCGACAAACAGAUUACCGUCCCAAAUUGCGAGCCUCUGUGUUUGAUGCCUCGACAAGACAGCCAGUUCAGAUCAACGAGGAGUUUGAUGACGACACCUUGUAUGGACUAUACGUUGACCAAAAGUUUGCAAACCCGGGAACUUACAUAUUGCUAGUCGAAAGGUUUGAGAUUGGGUUCGGUCUGUGCGUUGUGCAAGUGGACAGUAACUACAAAGUAGACAUGCUAGCCGCCCCCCAAACCAACAACAAUCAAUAA